AUGGAUCCUUCGCAACGCUACCACCGUGCCAGUCUCCACGAAAAAUUCCUGCCCAGAGAACAGCGGCAUCAACGCAGCCAAAGUCAGCCCAAUAACCCCAAUGUUUCCUAUCUUUCUCCAGCACCUUCCCCCCGACCUGGACUAAGACUUUCUUUACAUUUCACUCAAAGCAGCACUGGUAACAAGCUUCAGGUUGCCUCUAUCGUCCAACAGCAUCAACAAUACCAACAUCCCUAUACCUCAACAACACCUCGGCACUCUUCUUUCACGGCCAUUUCUCCAACCUUAUCUUCUAAAUCAUCUCCCUCACUUGCUCCUUUUUCCAAACACUCCUCCACGCCUUCGUCUCCAACACUGACACAUCCACGACUCUCUGGAUCAAUCUCAAUUUCAUCGUCAUCUUCGUCAUAUUUUAGCGACGUAGACUCUUCUGGAAGCGUGGUCGUACAGAAUUCCAGCAACAAUAGCCGCACGAGCAAUUGUCACAACAACAGUAGCACUGGCAACAGUCGUGGCCCUAAUCACCUUAUUGGCAAGAGACCUCUGUCUAUGUCAUCCUUAGCCAGGAUAUCAUCCACAUUCAAUAACAACACCGAGUCUAACACCAACUCUAUCCAGGUGUGUGAUCAUUGCUCCACACCGUUUCCUACCUUGCUCCAGAAGCAGCGACCUUUGUCAACUCCUCCAACCUCAUCCUCCAAUUCAUCCUUGACAUUUUCCUCUCCAUCGUCGUCUUCUUCGUCCUGUAGUACGCCAGCUGACUCUUGUUCAUCCUCCAACUACCUCUCCUCCUGUUCAUCAUCAAUGCCUAUAUCAACUAAUUCUACCAACACUAGCAGUAACACUGCGGGGACAUAUAAAGACACAAUGCCCAUGAGCACUCUUUCAGGAGAAAGCCAGCAGUAUCAGCUUACAAAUUUGAGCGCUGCCACCAUCAUUCGUGCUUUUCAAACAAUGGAUCUGACGCUACAGCACUCCUUGCUCGCCAGUCUAGUUGAGGUCUGUAGUACCCCGCAGCUAACGUUCCUAAACUCAAUCAUUGCACCAAAACUUAAGCGUGAUUUCCUACGCGACUUACCCCUGGAACUGGCCCACCAUAUCCUCUCCUUCAUUGAUGAUCCUCAGUCGCUCGCACGAGUGAGUCAAGUGUCACGCUUCUGGCAUCAGCUCAUCGAGACCGAAGACUGGGUUUGGAGAGCACAGUGCAUCAAAAUGUUUGGUCCAACUUCCUGCUCCUCCUUACCAAGUCCUAAAUCUUAUAUUGCCCCACCCACUUCCUUCUUUUACACAACAAGUCCGACAUCAUUGGAUGCUGUCUCGAGCACCCUGAAGGCUUUAUCCAAUAGCAGUAGUUGCAGUGAUUCAAGCUCAAAUACCCCAACUUCUCAGUCUAAUCGAUCAUCUUUGAAAUCUUGUCCAGGUUCUCGGCAGUCAUCAUUGAAUCCCUUUACUCACACAUCCUCAGCUUGGUCCAAUACUUCUGAGCCGACAGUAACGGAUGUCUUGGGGAAUGAGGUAGCUGCCACUCCAUCUUCAUCGUCAUUCCUUUCUUCUUCUUCUUCUUCCUCGACUUAUCCGACAAUACCCACUAAUAUCAACACCAAUCACAACAAUAUAGCCGCCUCCCUCGCCAAUCAAGGCUCACUCUCGUCUUCAGCUGGAAACGGCCCAAGCGCAGCGGCCCCGCUUUUUUCAACGCUCCCUCCCUCAACUGUAUUACGAUCCAGCAUGUCAUCACGACUGGCUGCUGCCUCAGCCAUUGCCUCGACGUCACAGGAAGUAGCUCCGUCAAUGGUAGAGUCCGCAUUACCUUCGUCCACAUCGCUUUCUUUCUCCUCUUCAUCGCAAGGACUUGGUGUAUUAUCAGCUCUUUCGUCACUGGAAGGCAAAAAAGGGGCAAUCACUGCAACAACAGCAGGGGCACCUUUAGCCAAUGGAAACCGAAAGAUAGCGGAUACAUCAUCUCUAAAUCCAGAUUUAGUAAAACAACAACCUCAACAGACGACAUCCUAUAAAGCUUAUUUCAAGCGUCGUUAUAUGAUUGAUCGUAAUUGGAUCACAGGUCGCCACAGCUUAAUUUCUAACACUACACCAGAGACUGGAGUAGUGACAUCGUUGCAAUUCGAUCAUCACCAUAUCGUUGUUGGAUGUGAUAACAGACGAAUUCAAAUAUUUGAGACAACCACUGGUCGAUUGUUGCGAACACUCCAAGGACACAUGGGUGGAGUAUGGGCUUUAGAGUUUGUUAAGGGUGUUGGUGCCUCGGAUGAAAAGAUCCUGGUAUCUGGAGGAUGUGAUCGUGAGGUUCGUGUGUGGGACAUGGACACAGGGAAGUGCCGCUUUGUCAUGUCGGGACACAACGGCACAAUUCGCUGUCUUAAAUUGCACCAACUCUCCAUAUCCCAGAGCACUGACCAGCAGAGCGAUACAAAUGACACAAAUAGGAUAGACUCAAAACAUUUGUAUCGACACAUUGCAAUCACGGGAUCUAGAGACUCAACACUACGUGUCUGGGAUAUUCAAACAGGCCAGAAUCUAUUUUUACUCCAAGGACACACUGAUUCAGUCAGAUGCAUUGAGGUCCACGGGGACAUCCUGGUCUCAGGAUCCUAUGACUGCACUGCUCGAGUUUGGAGUUUAAAGACUGGUGAAUGCCUCUUGCAUCUGCAAGGCCACUUCCAACAGAUUUACUCCAUUGCGUUCAAUGGUGAGUACAUUAUUACUGGAUCAUUAGAUUCAACCUGUCGGCUAUGGAGCCCUAUUACGGGACAAUGUUUAGCAACGUUGCAGGGGCAUACACAAUUAGUUGGGCAGCUUCAGUUAUCAGGGGACAGCCUAAUGACUGGUGGAGGAGAUGGAUUCAUGUAUCUCUGGAAUCUGCGCUCUAUGGUUUGUCAGUACAGGGUCCAAGCGCAUGACCAGUCUGUGACAAGUUUAUGUUUUGAUUCUAAACGAAUUGUGACUGGAGGGAAUGAUGGCGCCGUCAAGCUCUGGGACCGCCAGACUGGCAAGUUCAUUCGUUUGCUGACCAAAACAGAUGCAGCGAUUUGGAGGGUAUCGAUAUGUGAGGAACGUGUCGUAAUGUGCAUGCAGAAGAAUGGCCGGACAGCGAUGGAGGUGAUGUGUUUCGAUUCAGAGGCACCCAUCCUGACCCCAGCCAUAUCUCCAGAUAGCCAAGCUGUUAUAACAUGA
Messenger RNA from Lobosporangium transversale, 3192 nucleotides. Its product is annotated as WD40-repeat-containing domain protein. The record is from RefSeq and is a predicted model, not a curated record. Bases 1 to 3192 code for a protein of 1063 amino acids. The transcript has 2 exons. Gene Ontology annotation, molecular function: protein binding. Lineage: Eukaryota; Fungi; Mortierellomycota; Mortierellomycetes; Mortierellales; Mortierellaceae.